GUGCGGGGACCCCCCCGGGGGUCUGGGGCCAGCUUCCCUCGGCUGGUUUCUCCUCCUGGGCCGCUCUCUGGCGGUCCCCGGGCCCCUCGAGGGCCGCAGGGGGCCGAACGCUGGCCCAGAAUCGGCCGCUCCGGUUUUUGUUCGGGGCCUCGGAGCUCUGGGGCCGCCGCUCGUCGAGGACGACGUCCAGCAGAGCAGCGCAUCCGAGGCGCCGCAGGACGACCUCCAGCAGAGCAGCCCGCAGAGCAGCACGUCCGAGGUCCCGCUGGACUGUGCCGCGGAGGGCUCCGAGCAGGACGUGCUGCUCUAGGCUUCGAGGAGCCCCACGCCGCAGUGGGCGCGCUGAGCCUGGCGGGCUGCACGCCCCUUUCGACGCCGCGCCGGUGGGGCGGCCAGACUCCUUGACCGAGCCGCAGAACUGCUCGCGCAGACCGUGCCGCGCGCGCGCGACC
Messenger RNA from Prorocentrum cordatum, 452 nucleotides. The record is from the annotation of a GenBank genome assembly. NCBI's taxonomy places the organism in Eukaryota, Dinophyceae, Prorocentrales, Prorocentraceae.